Messenger RNA from Corticium candelabrum, 1514 nucleotides. RefSeq names its product protein HGH1 homolog. NCBI's taxonomy places the organism in Eukaryota, Metazoa, Porifera, Homoscleromorpha, Homosclerophorida, Plakinidae. The coding region runs from base 62 to 988 and encodes 308 amino acids. The transcript is spliced from 2 exons. The record is from RefSeq and is a predicted model, not a curated record.
AUAUGGUUCAGCCAAUAAAAAUAGGGAGUUUGGACAGCACAUUGCGAACUCAUGAUCACGCAUGCAGCAGCAUGCGCGCAGAUUUUUCCGCGAUCUGGCAAGGGAGGCACCACGAGGACUGGUGACCGAGGCCACUCCAAUGGACACGAUUGUCGAGUUGGCGUCGUUCCUUCGUCCUGAUUCGAAACCUGAGUUAAAGAGCGCAACGCUUGAACAUCUUGCUGGACUGACAGUAACUAGAGACGGUCGUGAAGUUUUCACACGUUAUCCACCCUUGUUAGAGAGUCUUUCAGACAUUGUGAGACGUCUAGAGAUCCCCUAUGCGAGAGAUGCACUAACUUGCUUCAUAAAUCUAGCAGCUGAAAAGUCAAGCACCGAAGAACUGUUAUCAGCCAACGUUCUAAACGUUUUGUUAGAAAGCUUGAGUGCUUGCUCUGAUUCCAUCUGUAAAGAGAAGUUGUGCAUGACUCUAUCAAACUUGACGAGAACAGAGACGGGCAGUGAAGCAUUUGUUCAACUGUUAAGAACCAAAGGAGAUAACUGCCUGUCGGAUAUCGUUGAUAUUUUUUGUGAAAGUCAAAAUCGUGGCAGUCGAGAGUUGGACUACAUUGCAACAGUGUUUGGUAAUGUGAGUCAGGUAGCUGAUGGAAGGGAUCUAAUGAUGGAUAGGAGUAAGGCAAUCUUGAAGCGAUUGCUGCCUUUACUUGAAUGCAGUGCAUCUGCAAUUUGUCGUCGUAGCAUCGCUUGUCUUGUAAAGAAUUGUUGUUUCGAUGUUCAACAUCAAGAGUGGAUACUGAGUGACGAUAUUGACAUACUUUCACGGCUGUUGCUGCCACUGGCUGGGCCUGAGGAGUUAGAAGAGGAGGAAAUGGAGAAACUACCAAUUGACUUGCAAUAUCUUGGAGAUGACAAGACACGGGAACCAGAGGCAGACAUCAGAGUUAUGCUACUAGAAGCCAUCAUGCAGCAAUCAACACCAUUCCUCUGACUUAAGGCUACCACAGAAAACACAACAGUUACUCAUAUUUUGUGUAAGUACUGUAUAUUAUUUGUGAUUGCUAUUGCUUCUAAAAUAGCUAUUAAUAGCAGCUAAGUACUACAUGUAUGCUAUUGAUGUUAUUAACAAUUAAUUGGUUAAUGUGCUAACUAAUGUAGUUUUCAUAUGUAUCUAAAAGCUCAUUGGUCACGUUCAGUUCCUAUGGUUUGACUUUCAUUAUUUAAGUUUCACAUCAAUGGUCAUUUGCUACAAGUUCGACCACUGUUCACAUUUUAACUAUCCUUCAAAAACACAUCAAUAAUUGUUGCUCUUAAUCUUCAGUCAAACCCCGUAACUCGUUUUCAAUCUGCCAAUUUGCACAAUACUAUCAAGCAUGUUUGUCCAUGUCUAAUGGCGGUACUCAAACAUAAAACAAUUUUGCAAGUUUGCACAGAAUGUGAGAAACAGGUACAUGACCAAGACAUGACCAAGGCUAGCACGCACACACACACACACACACACACACACACACACACAC